Molecule: messenger RNA, 3815 nt
Organism: Tupaia belangeri chinensis (Chinese tree shrew)
Lineage: Eukaryota; Metazoa; Chordata; Mammalia; Scandentia; Tupaiidae
Product: KIAA0040 ortholog
Exons: 3
Coding region: 590-883 (97 amino acids)
Source: RefSeq, a predicted model, not a curated record
UGGGGCGUGUGCGCCCAAGGCCAAGGGCACCCGGGGACUGCUGGCUCCGGGCGCAGAGCUGGGGCCGAGCCCGGCGAGCCGGAGAGACGCCUCGUCCGAUUCAGGAAGUUGUCUCUGACAUCAGGGGCAGGACUGAGUGGGAGUGAAACCUCAAGUAUGCUAGGCGUCGGCCGGCGGAGCGCAGGGAGCUCAGGGCGCGCGGUCCUCGGGCGGCAGGCGCUGCAGGUACGCGGCGGGUGCGGGCCGCACCUCUGAGCCCAGGGCCUCCGCUCCGCACGCGCUCGGCCAGACGGCGGGGGCGCCAGCCGGGUGGCACUGUCAGACUGGGCAGUCCGGCUGACCCGGGCCACCCCGCCUGCAGGGAGUCCGCCCGCAGGCUGAAAGAUUUCCCCCCAUUUUGGAGAUGAAGAAACUGAGACCCAAAGCAGACCAGUGACUCUUCCAAGGACACACCCUGAGUGUGAUUGUGGGGUGUCCAAACCCAAAGCUGGAAAAGAAAUCCAUUUCAAGUGGGCAAGGCUGUGUCCUCUGGAGCCCAGGACUUGCCAGUGAGCUCAGAGGGUCCUCAGCCCCAGUUUAGCCAAGCACCAUGGAGAGAAUCACCUCCUUCUUCAACUCUAUCUGGGACACCAUCUUGACCAAACACCAAGAGGGCAUCUUCAACACCAUCUGCUUGGCUGUCCUCCUGGGGCUUCCAUUGCUGGUGGUUCUCACACUCCUCUUCAUCUGUUGCCAUUGUUGCUGGAGUCGGUCAGGCAAGAGCACCCAAAAGCCAGAGCAAAACAAGAGAAAGAAAAAGAAGAAAAAGGAUGAAGAAGACCUCUGGAUCUCUGCUCAGCCCAAGCUUCUCCAGAUGGAAAAGAGGCCAUCACUGCCUAUCUAGUUAGGCAGGAAGCAGGGGUAUCCCUCUAGGGCUAAGCCCCUUCCAGCCACACACAGACUAGAAACAGGAAUCCCUGAGAUGACUCUCAUGUCCACAGAGCAAUUGCUCACCCAAGGAACAGACCUCAGACUCAAUGUCCCAAUGGAGGGCACUUCCUAGGGACCAUGUGGGUGAUUCUUGGGCACUGUCUUGGCAGCUACGUGUCCAAUAACAAUGCUCUUUACUGCAUACCCAGGCAUGUCUUCUACUUGCCUCUGGCAUACCCCAUACCAAAACGCACAAAGAACAUUUAUUAAUAUGGCUCCCCAGUGUGUGAACACUCAUACCACACAUACACAUGCAAAUACAGGCAAUAGGUACAUGGGCAAGUAUAUUCUGUUCAUCUGUUGUGUACUUUGUGCAAGGAAAUGCAUGAUCCACCCUUGCAAAAAUAUCUCAUGGCAAGGCCUAGCCAGAUGCAGGCACAUAUAUACAUUCUGUAACCAGGGCAACGACCUGAUGCACUGUCCAUUCCAUAUGCCACUCAGGUUAGAGAGGUAUGCUUUCCUAUUUCAACAUGAUUGGAUGUUCCAGCAACCUAGUAUAGUCCCCACCCUGUGCACAUCGAUAGAGACACAGCAAGUGCCUGUACUUCUGACCCUUCACUUGUGCUUGAAAAAUGUGGUAGAUCAAAAUUUAUUGAAAGCUCUUUUGUUGCAACUCAUGAGAAAAUACUCAUAGCCACUGAUGGGUGUUUAAUGUGGUCCAAGGCCUCUCUUUAAUAUGCUUCUCCAAGAACCACUCAGCAAGGAACCCCCUCCAAGCAAAAAUGAACAGGUCUUGGUAGGGAUCACUGGAAGCCCAUGUAUUCUCUUCAGUGAGCUGCAGUUGUGUGCCUGUGCAAUGUAGGUUUAAAGAUGGGAAGAGUAAGGAGAUGCCAGCCAUCUCCUGAUGAACCAAAGAUGGUCCCCUGUGCUGCUGCACAGAACACAGACUAGAAGUGGUUUCACAGGUUCUAUGGGAGCAUGGUGUGUGGUAGUGGGAUGCAGAAGUAACACAGUUUAAAUGAAAGGGUGAAUCUAUAAAGAGGUUUGUUCAUCUUUAUCUUCAAGCUCAGGCAAGUGUCUUGCACACAGUAGGUACUCAUAACUAUGGUUGCUGUUGGAGGCAUGACAAUGUUAAGAGUACACUCAAAAUACCUCGCCAGUUCCUCCCAAGUGAGCUUCUCUAGUAAGUGAGCCCACUAACUGCUGCAAUGGAUGGAUUGAGGAGUUAAAUUCUAGAGUUCAGGCAGAACCAAGGGUCAUGGGACAUAAGUGCCUGAAAGUACCACCUGAGAUGUGUGUACCAGAGAGGGUGUCCUCCACCAGGCUGAGGUAGGAAGGCAGAGGGAAUCCAUCCACAUGACAAUUGGUUGCCAUUUUGAUUCGUGUGGUCAUAUAUGAAAGCAACUUGUUCUCUGAAAGUUCCUUUGCAGAUUUGCUGGGGAGCUCUCAAGAUGUUUUCUCACAAAAGCUGUUCUAAACAGUGACAAAAUCUCUGUCUAAUUAAUAAUGUAGUUAAACUAAGAUAUUUAUAAAACCAACUAUCUAAAUUCUGUAAGGCUAUAUGAAUGGAGAGAUGAACUCUGUUGCUCACUUGAGCAACCUGGUACUUUCCUGCCUUUCAGGUGUGCUCCAGACCUGUGGAGGGUGGGCAUCUGACAGUGAUUCUCACCAGGAUCUUCUAACUGGUGGCCCAGUGAAUCAUAAUUCAGGCCUGCAUAUAUUUUAGGGCCUCUUUGUUGCAUGGCAAUAAAUGCUUGGGGCACUCAAGGCCCUGCUCAUAAACUCCUCUGAAAGAAAGAAGCACUCUGAUCCUCUGUCCCUUGUCACAUGGAGAGUUUGUCAUGAAGUAUAUAAUGGCCCCCUUCAUAUCACAGGAUGACUAGUCACCUCCCCACAUCUGCCACUGCCCACAAAGACAAGUCACCCUUCUUGUCUCCAACUCUCAAUCCCCCUAAAGUGGAUGACUUGGGGGAGACAUGAAGGCUGACAGCUGAGACAGGGUGUCAGAUAUGAUCCAGGAGAGUGGAUCUCCCGGACCAGGGACCAACACGAAACAUGGUUUCCAUGGCAACUGGUUGCUAGUAUGAAUUAAGACAGCAGUCAGUUGUCAUUGCCCUGACAGGCCCCCGUCUCCAGGCACAGUGUCCCUGCUGUCUUCUAAUGGAAUGGACCUGUUUUAGCUCCAGGCAUGAAACACUCAGAAACUCACUUAGUUUCUUCCAUAGUCUGGGAUCCAGAGACCCACACCCUGAAUACAGGGCUGAUCUUCUAUGCCCCAGCCUCCCCUGAUGAGCUUCACUGGACUGCCUAGAAUAGUGCCAGUUCUGUGAUAGCCCUCACAUUUUUGUUGAGUAAAUGGAUGCAUGAAGCCUAAAGCAAUUGUUGUCCACUCUCCUUUCUUCCCACUUUAAUCCUAUUCUUUGCUCCCAUGUUUUAUGCUUUUCUUAUUUCCUCUAUUCUUGCUCUGAGCCAGUUUUAUUUUUUUUUAUUCCUUUCCACUUUUCUCUUUCUUCCCAGUCUCUGUCCUAGAACUGCUACUGGCAACCCAUGGGACUUCAGGGCCAAAGCCUGCUUGACUCAUUUGAGGAGGUUAAGUUAACAGGGACAACAAGAGGGUUGAUAAGGAAGAGGCUUCCUAAGCCAGCACCUGCUUGGUUUGGGGACCCCCUAGGCCUGGAUUCCUGAACAGCUUCAGCCAGACUCAGCCAACAGUGGGAGGUCCUUCCCCAUCACUCAGUGGAUUUGCUUUCUCUAUGUCUUGGAGGGAAAAAGAGUAGUUACCUCUUUAAGAAGAAUAUAAAUGGUCAACAUUGUAUAGUAUUUGUCAGUAUUUCUGUUUCUGUAAAAUGCGAAAACCCAUAAAAGAAAAACCUAUUUAAAUAAAAUACUUGGAAAAUGUAAAGUUA